AUGCGGAUUGUCCUUAUGAUCACGUCACAAAUCCUUGACAACGAGAUCAGGGAAGCUGAAGUACGAGCGGCCCUGCACAAUAUCCAGCGCAGCACAGUUACCGGGGCGGAUGGCAUCCCAUACAAGCUCCUUCGCAACCUCGAUGACCAAGCCAUCCAACAACUCACCACCUUCAAGAAGAACCACUGCAUCACUGGUUCUCUACCAUCUGAAUGGCGCCACGGGGACAUAACGUUGAUCCCCAAAGCAGGCAAGCCCCUUGCCCUCUACACCAACACACCUAUCUCCCUGUCCGCAUGUCUCGCACUGGAUGAGUCGUCCGCUUCGGACAUCGCACCCUUUCACGUCGACGACUAUGGAGACAUCAUCGCCUACUACCGCAACGCCCGCUUAUCUUUACCCCCGCCUUAA
Molecule: messenger RNA, 411 nt
Organism: Dermacentor silvarum
Lineage: Eukaryota; Metazoa; Arthropoda; Arachnida; Ixodida; Ixodidae
Exons: 2
Coding region: 1-411 (136 amino acids)
Source: RefSeq, a predicted model, not a curated record